GUAAAUAUAACCUCUUAACCUUUAUUAAUGACACCAUUCGCACGUUGUCAUUGAAUAAAACGCAAAUGGAAAAUAUUGAUUUAACGGAUGCGACUAUAGUUUGCACAACUCCACCCAUUGACGGUGUGUAAACAAGGGACAUCCUCUGGUCGGUACACACUUUGCACCCUGAUGCGGCACCUUAUCGGACUGUUAGCCAGCGUGGAGUUAAUGGCUCAUCCAUUAAACUCCGGGAAACGCACAGAGCAAACACUGCGUCAAAAGUGGAUGACAGGCCUGUCCCACUCGAGUUGACUGUUUAUAACUCCACUUGGCCAUGGGACUUCAAGGGUCCAAACAACCAGAAGCCCAUGUCCUGCUCCUGGGCCUGGACGACGCCGGGAAAUCGACUCUCCUGUACAAAUUGAAGCACAACGCGUGCGUCAGCACCGUUCCAACCAUUGGCUUCAACGUGGAAAUGCUCGAGGCGAGGAGGACCAGAAAGAACUUGACCCUGUGGGACGUCGGCGGCCAGAGGAAAAUGCGCCGGCACUGGCCCAGUUUCUACCAGGACGUGGCGGCCGUCGUGUUCGUUGUGGACAGCGCGGGCACGGAGCGUUUGGAGGAGGCGCGCAGAGAGCUGGAGAACACCCUGAGGAGCGAGCACCUGCGGGGGCGACCGCUGGUUGUCCUCGCCAACAAACAGGACGUGAACGGCGCUCGGUCCGUCACCGAGAUCAAGGAUAUGUUCGACCUGAAGAAGAUCUGCUCGGAUCGGGAUUGGUUCAUUCAGCCUUGUUCCGCAUCGACGGGAUUUGGGGUCGAAGAAGCCUUCAGACGAGUGGUACAAAUGGUCAAAUAAA
Gasterosteus aculeatus aculeatus (three-spined stickleback) is the source of this 842-nucleotide messenger RNA. The record is from RefSeq and is a predicted model, not a curated record. NCBI's taxonomy places the organism in Eukaryota, Metazoa, Chordata, Actinopteri, Perciformes, Gasterosteidae.